UCGGGUCAAGUCCUUACCAAUCAACCCCCGAAGAAGAACUUUAUCCUUAUCGUUAGCCCAUCUGGAGAAAACCACCACCACCACAAGAUCUGACCGACCAAACGUUGCCGAGAACCGCAACGCAUUGUUGGGUCAAAACCCUAGCGCCGCCGUCGCCAUUGAAGAAGAGUUUACGCGUUUAUCUCUUUUUCGUGUAAUUCAAUUAAAAUUAUAAUUUUUCUUUAUAUUUUCUACGUACAUAUAUGCAUUUUAUUCAAACUAUCUUUAAAAAGUUCAAUGGUUUAAACUAUAAAUCUCCAAAAGUAUUAAGUAUUACACCCUAUGGUAUACCGCGGGUCAUAUUCUAGUACAUGUUAAAUCUAAAAACACCAAAAAUUCAUAUAAUUUUAAUACUAAAUAACAAGAUACAAAAAUCUAACAUUACUAUAUAUAAGAAUAAAAUAUUAUAUCGUAGUGUACUCGGAGUUAAAUCCUAGUGAAUGCUCAAAAGAGAGAGGAAAUGAAGGGCAAACUGAUAUUGAAAGGUUCUUCCUUGCCAUUAAGAAACCGAUUCGUGAGAGUGUAGAAACGUUUUGUGAGGUGUAUCCAGUAAACAAAAGCCCAUUAAGACCCAAAAUGAAAUUUAGGUGUGGAAACGUUUUGCCAAAUUAAAUAUUAGGAUUCGCAUGUAAACGCGUGUCAAUCUAAAGCAAAUGACCCGUGAGUCAUCUCGACCUGACCCGACUUCACUUACGUUAGCUUAAUUUUCAAAGCUUUCCUUCUUCUCCUUGAAAGUGGCAACAAUUACCUUAGAUUCGAGAAAUUAUGGGAGACGAUUGGUUCCGUUUUGAGAAAACAGAGACGUCAAAGUUUUCGAUUGGUUACAAUUUCUGUUCACUGUGAUUGUUUUUUCCAUCUAUGAGCCUUUUCGGCUAAAGAGAAAGGGAAAAGCUUACACUUCAAAUAGUCUUCGGGCACUCCACGAGUUUGUGUAGUAAUGUAGAUUUCUUCGAAAAGAUCGAUGUGAUCCAUCAGGUGCUCCGUGCUUAAACCAUGGAAUUGGUUUUGCUUCAUAAAACCAGUGAUUUGAGAUUGGAUCUCAUACUCAUGUAUUGGAGGAUUAGGAACUCGUAUGGCAGCUUGAUCUUGCGGGUAUUGAUUUGGUGCAUCAUAAUCGGCUAUCAUACGGUAUGGAGCGGCUCGUCUCAAAGGAGGAACAUAAGUGCCAUGUCUUGCGGAAAUAUUAAAACGGUGUUGGGCAUUAAUGACAUUAGCGGGCUGCGGAAGAUUAACGUUGAGGUUGUCUCCCACGCCUUGACGAUUAGCUUCCGGAGGAGCUUGUUGAUCUCAGUCUCGGCCAUCUUGUUGGUCGAGUCUUUCUUCGGCUUGUUCGUAGAUGGAGUUGUCAUCUUUAUCGUGUAAGGGCUGUCCAUGCUCGUCGAAAGCUGGAACUUGAGAUUGCGGACCAAGGUCACCGUCGUGCGAGUUCCUUUGAUCGGCCAUGAGUUGAUGUCUUUGAAGUCUUCGGAUUUCGCGUUCUAGUUUUCCUAUGUCUUGGUAUAGUAGUACACUUGAGUUUUGAUUCCUUGUCAUGCACUGCAGAUACCACUAAUAGAAACUAAAAGGUAAAAAGAAGUUAUCGAAGAAAAGUAACAAGUGAGAAUUUAAACAAAAAAAUCAAAGUAUCUUAGAGUAUAAUUUCUUAUUGAAUUUAAAGGUAGCUUGAAUCACUCCCCGGCAACGGCGCCAAAAAUCUAUGACUAAGGCGUUGGGCGUUCUAGGGUUUCUCAGGGUAUCAUGGUUCUCGACUAACUACGGUUUUGAUCACCUAAGUUUCUAUGUUUUUGUUCUAGUUCAUAACUAUGAAAGACGAAUAAACGAGUUACCCUAGGUUAUAGGAUAAGCCGGUAAAUCUCCCUAGACUCCGUUACUCAACUGACGUAGGAAACAACGCAUAGUUCGACACAUUAAGGAUGAAUUCGCUAAGUACUUUAAAUCCUAUUACUCAAUUUACGCAGGCAACAACACGAAGAAUUGGUAACACUAUGUCCGAGAUUAUAUUUACCCGAUUAGAGAUCCUAACCUCUUGGAUCAGCGUUUGGUCAUCAAUCCAAACACAUGCAUUAAGUAAAAGAUGUCACAAAAGAAUCUAACUAUGAAAAAAAAUCAGAUCUAAUAACCUAAUAUGAUUUGAACCAUGAAUCCCUCUUUGAAUCACCCCAUAAAACCCAACAAAGAAAACUACUCUCUCAUGAUGCAAAGAAACUACAUAGAGAUGUAGAAGAAAAGCAUCAUAAACGUAUCAAUAAAACAAAGAAGGUUCAAAGAAAACUUCUCUAGUUGUCAUAGAAGAUAACUUGUCUCCCCAAAAGUCUUGAAAGAAAGAGUAGAGGAGAAAGCAAUGAAGAACAAGAGAGAGAUCUUCAAGGGACGACGACUUCUAUGGCUUGAUCGACGAGGUGGAGCUCGGAGAGUUGAGAGUCUCAUCGAGGUGGCUGCUGAGAAGGAGGCGAACAGAAGCUCUAAGAGGCUGUCGUGAAGAGGCCGUAGGGUUUCAUCACUUUGUCUCGGUGUUUAUAAGCUUCAAUUAGGUCAAAGGAUAAAUCGUCAUUUCCCGUGAAUUAGGUUAAGUGUUGGCUCGAGUUUCUGGACCGGUUGCAAAGGUGGGUGGCCGUUGGUGAGUGAAGAGGGCAGCCCGGUCACGAGCUUCAUGGCCGGUGGCGCUUGGGAGCUCCGGAACGGUCGUGAUGCUUUUGGCCGGUCUGGACAUAUCUUCACUCUUCUGGGCAUAACUUCCGAAUGGAUGAAUUUUUUACCUUGAUUCCACUUCGACGACAAUCUUGAUUCUUCUAGCUUUCCAAAGCCACCAUAACCUUGAAUGGAUGUCAUAGUUCUGAAGUACAGAAACUGUUUUGAAACGGGAUUUGAUCGACUUUUACUCUUUUUUGCUUGAAAAUUCAUAAUUCUUCCUUGAAGCUUAAAUACUUGGAAACAACCUUGAAGUAUCAAUAUCUCUUGAUUCUCCAUGGAAAACCUAAUAAAACAUAGUAAAAGUGGGCUAAAAUACGAUGUUAUCAAAUAGUCAUCUCUCACUCGCUUUCUUUGCUCACUCUUUUCUCACAAUCAAUCGUGUUUCACUUCUUCCAUAUCCCUUUUGAGAGGGCUCUGAUACCACAUCUUGAACUUAGUACACAAUGAUUUCUGAGAAUACUUCUCUGAUACUUAGAUUGAAAACGAGAUGGCCUUUAAAUAGCCUUACAAGAACUUAAGCAAAACUGAAACAGAGAAGCAAAACAAACAUAUUCAAACGUGACUUAGUUCCUAAUACUUCGCCUUAUUGACUCAAACUAAUAAAUGACUUAGUCUCUGAAGACUUAUUCAACUCUAACAGAGGUGUUCUUGAACUUACUUUGCUCCGUGUGAAUGAUGUGUUUGGUGGUCAAACUUGGUUACUUGUGUCUAAGCUAUAAGGUAGGGCAAGGCAGACACAUUGUUCUCCUUUUCGAUCAAAAUGCAGCAUUUCAUGUGCUUCGAUUUUGUCUAAGACUUGUCCUCUCCAUUAAUUAGCAUUGUCUUACGAGCUAGGCUAUGAUGUAAUACUUUCUAUUUUUUAUUAAAGUCAUCAAAAUUUUUUGUAAAUUAGGAACCAAUAACACCCCGUACUCACGUGAUAAUAGGUAACGGAUAAUCCAACUAGGAAUUGGAUUAUAUAAGCCCAGCCCACGUGACUCCUAAAGUGUCUAGGGUUUAAAUAUUGUUCUGUAUAUAUAUGGAGUUAUAACAGAGAGGGCGAGGCGCUAAUGAUCACGAUCUCAAAUAAAAAACACAGAACUCGUCGAUUGAUUCAAAGAUGGAAAUACCUGAGUGGACUGAUUUACCUGAAGAACUCAUUGAUUUAACUGCAAAACGUUUCUCCUCCAACAUCGACGUCGUCCGUAUCCGUAGCAUCUGUAAACCCUGGCGAUCCGCGGUUGCGACCAAACAAAACAGCUUUCAUUUUCAACGACGCAACCUUCCUUCCUCCAACAAGAACAUAGAGACUCUUCUCUCUCCGACCACUUUCUUCCGUGUUUAUGUCCCUUCUUCAGGUUCUUACAAAGGAUGGCUGAUCAGAACCAAACAAGUCUCAGAAUCCAGUAAGAUUUGUCUCUUGUCUCCUUUCUCUCGUCAGCUCCUUGACCCUUCACAAGAAACCCUAGACCUUUUGAAAUUUGGGUUUUCAGAGAUUCGAAAAUCUUACGAGAUUCAUAUAUUUGAUAAAUAUUUAAUUCAAAGCGUGAGAGGUAAAAUAGGACCAUCACAUAAGUUGUCUAGAGUUGUUUUCCUAGACAAUCUGUUUUUCGCAGUCGGCGAGGAUGAGAAAAUCUGGUGCUGCAAGAGUGGAGAAGAAAGUAGUAGAAUUUGGACAAAAAUCAAAAACCAAGUUGAAGAUUUCUCGGACAUUAUACUUCAUAGAGGACAAGUCUAUGCCUUAGGCUUAACCGGCGCAAUUUGGUGGAUUAAUUUAUCACAGCUCAGACUCGUUAAAUUCACACCUCCAACUCCAAUGAACUGUGAUAGUUGCAACAAGAGACUCGUGGACUUUUGUGGAAAUCUAUGCAUUGUUCAUCAACUUCGUGUAAGGAGAGAUAAUAUCGAAAGGACAUUUGGUUUUAAGGUUUAUAAGAUGGACGAGGAUGUGGCAAAAUGGGUUGAGGUUAGGUCCUUGGAGGACAAGGCACUCAUUGUGGCUAGGGACAGUUGUUUUACGGUUGUAGCUUUAGAGUACCAUGGAUGUUUGAGGAAUUCUAUCUACUUCAUGGAUAAUGUUAAAAGGAGUGAGGACGAAGCUCGUAAAUAUUUCAAGCAUCAUAAUGAUAGUUCCGAGUCCGAGUACCAUGGACUUUUGAAGAAUUAUGUCUACUUCAAUGAUAAUGAUGGAGAAUAUUGUGAUUAUAAUGGAGUGAAUGGUGAAGCUGUUAAGAUGUUCAAGCUUGGUGAUGGUAGUAUCAUCGAUAUGACUGAUUUCUCUUCUCAUAGUUGUUUUCACAUGUUCUUUCCUCCCUUCCUCUAAAAAAGAUUAAUUAUCUUAAAUAUGAAUCUUGUUUUAUUUAUUGCUUAUAGUUGUGUGAUCUUGUGAAAGUUUUCAAAUCCGAAAAAGCCAAACUAAAGACGAAGAAAAACAAAAAUACCAACA
This is a messenger RNA of Arabidopsis lyrata subsp. lyrata, 5155 nucleotides long. Its product is annotated as F-box protein At2g26160. NCBI's taxonomy places the organism in Eukaryota, Viridiplantae, Streptophyta, Magnoliopsida, Brassicales, Brassicaceae. The coding region runs from base 3830 to 5032 and encodes 400 amino acids. The record is from RefSeq and is a predicted model, not a curated record. The transcript has a single exon.